AAUGGGAAAAGCUAUGGUACUUGCAGCAAGGCUGCAAAUCACUUGCACGUAUCCUUGAGAGUCCGGUGAAGAUGAAGGAGACUGAGCUGCACAAGAGAGAGCGCCCAGCUUCGUGUCCCGAACCCACCCAUCCAACUUGAUCCUGCGCCCCCCUCUCCAAAGCCUCCUGGCGCGCAAAGCGCAGCGCUCUCCGUCCCAGCAGCGCCGGCUAACCGAGGCGGGUUCUUGCAGAAACCCCGCCCCGGGAUCCGCCGGCGGUUGCCUUGACAGUUCCGCCUGGGCUUUUGCGGAGGGUCGGUUUGGCCUUGCCGGGUCGUGUGAGAAAGAGCAGCCCUCGGAGUCCCUUUCCAACCGGGAAGCGUCCGCCAUGAACAAGUCGGAGAUGGCAGACGAAGCGCUCUUCUUGUUGCUGCACAACGAGAUGGUUUCUGGGCUGUACCGCGCCGCGGAACAAGGCGACGGGGAAAAUGGACGGUGCAUCACAAAACUGGAGAACAUGGGGUUUAGAGUAGGACAAGGAUUAAUAGAAAGGUUUACUAAAGAUACUGCCAGAUUCAAGGAUGAAUUAGAUAUAAUGAAGUUUAUUUGCAAAGAUUUUUGGACUACUGUUUUCAAAAAGCAAAUUGAUAACCUUAGGACCAACCAUCAGGGCAUCUAUGUACUCCAGGACAACAAAUUCCGUCUCCUGACUCAAAUGUCUGCUGGUAAACAGUAUUUGGAACAUGCACCCAAGUAUUUGGCAUUUACUUGUGGAUUGAUCAGAGGCGCUUUGUCAAAUUUGGGAAUAAAGAGUAUUGUGACAGCAGAAGUUUCAGCAAUGCCUGCAUGUAAAUUUCAGGUGAUGAUACAGAAGAUUUAAAAAAAUGUGUUGAAGAAAACACCUGCCCUGUAAUAUCUUUAAAUUGUUUAUUUAUUCAUAAUUGCAGUUUAACGCAGAUACCAUCUGUGUGAAACAUGUUUUGCCAGUCAUUAAAACAUGCAAGUUAUCUGAUGAUUGUUAUCCGAUGACUGUUAAUCUUGUAAAUUUUUAGUAAUGUCCCAUUUCUGCAUGUUUCUAGGAACAUGUAGUUUGUAAGUAUGUAAUAAUGGUGGGAUAUCUGAUUAAAUACAAUGUUUGAAUUUCGCGUUUGUUGUUUUGGCCAAGUGUGCAGAAUUUAUUCUGACCUGCCCUGUAUAUGGGUAAGUCUCCAAACUACCAGUAUCUUUUGAAGUGCUAUGAAGUUGCUGAUGGGGGUUCCAUUUUAUUGCUAACGUAAGCAAUCUACUACAAUGGGAUUUCCUGGAAUGGAAACAUUUGUCAAUCCACAGCAAUCUUUUUCAGGAUGGGUGAAAGAUGAUUGGGGGCUCUCAUCUUAAUUCUCCCCUUGAAAUGAAUUCUUCCGUGAGGGUCCUGAUUUGUAUUUCUUGCUUACAUCAGCUGCAGUUACUCCAGGACCUCCUGAGUAGGAAGUCAAGGUAGAAUUCUUAAUUUGACUUUUAUGUAGAGAUGAACGGCACUGUAGCCUCUCUGCCUUUGGCAAUGCACAAUUUGUAUAUGGACAACCUCCAUUUAUGUUGUAAGCUGACUAAUGUACUUUGUCUUAAAAAGUGACAGCAGGCCUGUAUAUACUGAAAGGUUUUACUAAGAAUUUAUACACUUUCUAGUCUGAUCUGAACUGGGGCGGAAUAUCUCCAUAAAUAGUCUGUGAAUACUUUUCUUUAUUAUGCAGUGGGUGGGAGAAGAUUAUGCAUCUGUUGUAUAGGAUGUUCCAAGAUAGAAUAUAACAUCUUUUAUAGAUGUGAGAUCAUGUCAGAUGCAUCUGAAGAAGUGAACUCUAUGACAGGCUAUGCUGCAAUAAAAUUUUGUUGAUUUCUA
Molecule: messenger RNA, 1855 nt
Organism: Sphaerodactylus townsendi
Lineage: Eukaryota; Metazoa; Chordata; Lepidosauria; Squamata; Sphaerodactylidae
Gene: TRAPPC6B
Product: trafficking protein particle complex subunit 6B
Exons: 6
Coding region: 368-859 (163 amino acids)
Biological process (GO): endoplasmic reticulum to Golgi vesicle-mediated transport; regulation of GTPase activity
Cellular component (GO): TRAPP complex; trans-Golgi network; cis-Golgi network
Source: RefSeq, a predicted model, not a curated record